Messenger RNA from Humulus lupulus (European hop), 3158 nucleotides. Its product is annotated as transcription factor GTE8-like. The transcript is spliced from 11 exons. The coding region runs from base 250 to 2490 and encodes 746 amino acids. The record is from RefSeq and is a predicted model, not a curated record. Lineage: Eukaryota; Viridiplantae; Streptophyta; Magnoliopsida; Rosales; Cannabaceae. Gene Ontology annotation, molecular function: protein binding.
ACCAAUUUUUCGCGAUCUAAAAGGCUAGGGCUCGCUCUGUUAUUGGUUUCUUUCGUUUUAGCUGGGAUCUGAAAUCUCUUCUUGAUCGCCGGUUCUUGUGAUGCUCCCGGAACGAAGGUUUCAAUUCGGUUUGGGAAGUUCACCUUAUAGUCCCACCCACCGACAUUCGAACUCUAUUGGUGGUGAUUAUAUCGUUAUACACCAUACAAACUCCAUAUCAAUUGGAAAGGAUCAAAUUAGUGGUUUGCUAUGAUUUUGGAUAUGACUGUAACCAAGGCAAAUAGGUACCCGGGAAGCUAUUACGGCAAUGCCAUUCAAACAGCUGGUGAGUCUGAGGGUUCGGGUAGCUCAGGACGAAUAGACAUGGAAAUCGCUGCCUCUGAGGCUUCAAGCGCCUUGACGAGGAAGUGUAUAAGUUUGAAUUCUAACAAGAGUGCCGACUUCUUUGUUCCUAAGCAAGUUGUUACCUUGUCAAAUUUGUCACGAUCUGAGAGAAAGAAUCUGUUGCAUAGAUUGAGAAAGAGUCUCGGACAGACUCGAGUGAUUCUGAAGAAAAUUGAAUUGCAGAAGGCUAAUGGUCUUGCAAGGUCUUCUUCCAGCGGCAUUCUUAGCUGUAGCAGUGGACAGAAUGUGCCAAACAUUGGAAAGUCCAAGAAAUCCUCAAUGGUAACUCCUGGCCAGGUUAAAAAUUCGAAUGCUGGAGGUAAGAAAGCUGAAAUGAAUCGGAGUUCUUCUGGAAAGUUUGAAUCAACAAAUCGGACUUCAGCUUCAAGCUCUACAAUUGUGAUGUUGUUGAAACAAUGCGAGGCAUUGUUAAAACGUUUGAUGACUCAUCAGUUUGGAUGGGUAUUUAAUGUCCCGGUUGAUGUAGUGAAGUUGAAUAUUCCGGAUUAUUUUACUGUUAUCAAGCAUCCAAUGGAUUUGGGAACGGUAAAGAGCAAGAUAGCUUCUGGAUCGUACUCAAAUCCCAUGGAGUUUUAUGCUGAUGUGAGACUUACUUUCACAAACGCCAUGACCUACAAUCCUCCAGGAAAUGAUGUCCAUGCUAUGGCUGAUACCCUUAAUAAAUUUUUUGAAGUGCGGUGGAAGGCUAUUGAGAAAAAGCUGCCAAAAGUUCAUUCUGAACCACUACCUGAAAAAUUAGGUUCUGGUGUGGACUUGGAAGUAGCUGAGCCAACCCCCCCUUCAAAAAAGAGGAAAGUUAUUCCUACACAACCCGAGGUAAGACCAGAGCCAGCGAAAAGAGUAAUGAAUGAGGACGAGAAACAUAGGCUAGGCAAGGAAUUAGAAUCUUUGCUGGGUGAGAAUGAGAUGCCUGUACAUAUGAUAGAUUUCUUGAGAGAAAAUAGUUCACAUAGCAAGGACUCUGAAGAGGAUGAGAUUGAGAUUGAUAUAGAUGAUCUCAGUGAUGAUACCUUGUUUACACUGCGUAAGCUUGUUGAUGAUUACUUGGGGGAGAAGCAGAAAGCUCAAUCACAAGCUGAACCUUGUGAAAUAGAGCUUUUGCACGACUCAAGUUUGAGCAAUUCAUCCAUGCAUCAUUACAAAGGAAACGAGCCAGCUGAUGAGGAUGUUGACAUCGGUAGAAAUGACCCCCCUGUCUCCAGCUGUCCUUUGGAAAUAGAGAAGGAUACAGGCCAUGGGAUCAGUAAAUGUAUCAGUUCAGGCAGCUCCAGUGAUUCAGAAUCCAGCUGUCCUUCAGAGAGUGAGUGUGAUGGUGCAAAAGCCUCAACUUUGGUUAAUGCCUCAAAGGUGCCAGAAACAUUGGACUCUGGAGCUGAAUUAGACAAAAUGGCAACUGUUAGUGAUUUACAUGAAAUAAAUCAGUCUGAUAGUUGCUUGGACCAAGUUGAACAACCUCUUGAGCAUAAGCCAGAUUCUGUUGAAUCAGAGAGCCGCCAAGAUGCGGACAGUGCACCAAGUGGGAGGCACGUAUCCCCUGAGAAGCAGUACAGGGCUGCACUAUUGAAAAAUCGUUUUGCUGAUACCAUUUUAAGAGCUCGUGAAAAAACUCUUAAUGAGGGCGACAGGGAUCCUGAGAAAUUGCGGCGGGAGAGGGAGGAACUUGAACAGCAACAGAGAAAAGAAAAAGCACGGUUACAAGCUGAAGCAAAGGCUGCUGAAGAAGCUCGAAGAAGAGCAGAAGCAGAAGCUGCUGCUGAGGCUAAACGGAAGAGGGAACUUGAGAGAGAAGCAGCACGACAGGCAUUACUACAGAUCGAAAAGACUGUUGAAAUUAAUGAGAAUUCCCGGUUUCUAGAAGAUUUGGAAAUGCUUAGGGCUGCCCCUGCAGAGCCGAUACCUAGCUCUGUAGACGAAACUAGCCCAGAUCACUCACAUGAUGGCUUAGGGGGGUUCAAGUUUGGGAGCUCUAAUGCCUUGGAACAACUUGGCUUGUUCAUGAAGGAGGAUCAUGAAGAGGAAGAGGAAGUUGAGGCACCUUGUGCUCCUAGGUCUCUAAAUGAUAUAGAGGAGGGAGAAAUUGAUUAGGUACUAGUGCCUUUUUGUAUUCAUGACUGAAUUGAGAAACAAGAAUAUUAUAUUUGUUACCAAAAGGGGGAAAAGUAAAGAAAAGUAGUACUUGGUUAAUGUUACCAAAAGGGGGCUAAAGUUCUUUCUUGUUCAUUCUGAUGGCGCUUCUAGCGAGACAUGCAGAGAGCUAUCGCAGACGAGUGUAUAUAUAGGUGGUGUAUGGUUAUUCUUCCAGACAGAGCAUUGAAUUGCAGAGAUCUUAGAUGUUGGAACUUGGAAGUACACUACCAUAGUGGAGUGAGUCUUGAGUGUGGCCUUUGCUCUACCAAUAAGUCCAGGGAAGCAGAAUGUGAUAUAUAUAUAUAUAUAUAUAAAUAUACACCCCUCACUCUAUCUAUUCUCUAGGUUGAUUCUAUUACAAAAAUGAUGUUGAGUCAGUGGUGUUUUGUGAUGGCCGAGUGACCUAAUUUGAGCUUGGCGUCAAAAUCAAGUAAAGGAACUGGUAUAUAUCUUACUCUGUUUUUAGUGGUACGUCUAACAUUUGUUAGUCUUUAGUCUUAAGAUGCAAUUAGCAAUUUGUUUUUUCCUAUUUUCUCUGGGGUCAGUUUUAUGUAAAUCGUAGUUCAACUGUAGAGAUUUUGUUGUAGAGCAAGUGCCCCCGAAUAAUAUAUAGACAUUCUAUGUUA